Molecule: messenger RNA, 1554 nt
Organism: Myripristis murdjan (pinecone soldierfish)
Lineage: Eukaryota; Metazoa; Chordata; Actinopteri; Holocentriformes; Holocentridae
Gene: slc2a15b
Product: solute carrier family 2 member 15b
Exons: 12
Coding region: 1-1554 (517 amino acids)
Biological process (GO): dehydroascorbic acid transport
Cellular component (GO): plasma membrane
Molecular function (GO): D-glucose transmembrane transporter activity
Source: RefSeq, a predicted model, not a curated record
AUGGCGGAGGAAGUGUUAUUGGGAAACGAUGCGAAACUCUCGGUGCAUCUUACUAAGUCACUGCUGGCAGUGGCUUUUCUGGCCUCAUUUGGCAGCUCCAUGCUGUACGGCUACAAUUUGGCAGUUGUCAACUCUCCUGCACAGUACAUCAAAAGCUUUUAUAAUGAGACGAUGAUUGAAACGCAUGGCUGGAGUCUGGAUGAGGAGGAUCUCACAGUCAUGUACUCCCUCACUGUGUCUAUCUUUGCUAUUGGUGGUAUGAUUGGGGCACUGCUAGUGGGCACGCUUGUCACCAAAUAUGGAAGGAAAGGGACACUGGUGAGAUCCACGGUGCUGGUAUUUAUAGCAGGAGGUCUUAUGGGCUUCAGCAGAGCAUGCAGGUUCCCCGCCAUGGUCAUCAUUGGACGCUUCAUCACAGGGGUGCACUCAGGUAUCUCUCUCAGUGUGGUGCCUAUGUACCUUGGUGAGAUCGCCCCCAAGAACCUGCGAGGUUUCUUGGGCCUCAUGCCCAGCAUCCACAUUUGUCUUGGAGUCUUCAUCGCUCAGGUCCUGGGCCUCAAAGAACUAUUAGGAAAGGAAGAGUACUGGCCUCUGCUCCUGUCCCUCGUGGUGGUUCCUACUUUCUUCCAGUUGAUGCUGUUGCCAUGGUUUCCAGAGAGUCCGCGGUACCUGUUGAUUGAGAGAAGGAAUGUACAUGCCACUAUCACAGCCCUGAAGUGGUACCGCUCUAAAGGAAACAUCCAAGCGGAGAUUGAGGAGAUGCAGGAGGAACAGCAGUCUCUCUCCUCCAUCGAGACGGUUUCUGUCGUAGGCCUGCUCAAGGAUCGCUGCGUCCGCUGGCAGGUCAUCACCAUUGUGGUGGUUAACAUCGGCAUGCAGCUGUCCGGUAUUGAUGCGAUCUGGUUCUACACCAAUGACAUAUUUGAGAAUGCUGGGAUCCCCAGCCCUUACAUCCAGUACACCACCGUGGGAACUGGAGCUAUUGAAGUAAUCUCAGGAACACUGGGGUGCUUUACUAUUGAACGACUGGGCAGGAGACCUCUGAUGAUUGGUGGCUUCACCUUCAUGGGAAUAUGCUGCGCUGGGAUCACUGUUUCUCUCCUCUUCCAGGCACAACUGGACAUCAUGCGCUACGUCAGCGUGGCUUGUGUCGUUGGGAUUAUUGCAGGCUUCUGCAUAGGGCCAGCGGGUGUGCCCUUCCUGAUGACAGCGGAGCUCUUUAAGCAGUCUCACCGACCGGCCGCCUACACCGUGGCAGGCUGCCUCAACUGGCUGUCCAACUUCACCAUCGGCUUUGUCUUUCCCUUCCUACAGAUGGCGACAGGUGCCUACUGCUACCUGAUCUUCUGUGGUAUCUGCAUGGGGGUGGCAGGCUAUACCCUCUUCAUCGUCCCUGAGACCAAGAACAAGACCUUUGUGGAGAUCAGCCAGAUGUUCGCUGCUGUCAACGGCAUCCUCGAAAACGAGAGCACGGAGUUGGCCUCCACUGCUGGUCACCUCAAAAUGUUUAAGCUGAAUGGCUAUGGAACGCUUGGCAACCAUAAGGAAAAAUAA